Sorex araneus (European shrew) is the source of this 5291-nucleotide messenger RNA. RefSeq names its product polypeptide N-acetylgalactosaminyltransferase 7 (gene GALNT7). Gene Ontology annotation, cellular component: Golgi apparatus. The transcript is spliced from 12 exons. Lineage: Eukaryota; Metazoa; Chordata; Mammalia; Eulipotyphla; Soricidae. Bases 640 to 2604 code for a protein of 654 amino acids. The record is from RefSeq and is a predicted model, not a curated record.
GUGAAAAAGCAAGAACAAUCAAUAAGAGGGAAAAAAAAAUUCCUCCCUGCUAUAAAUCAGCCACGUGGAGCUGCUGCGGCUGCAGCAUCUGGAGCCCCGACUUCCUGGUUUGCUUCCUGCAAGCCUGGGGCGGGGUGGGGGGUGGGGGUGGGCUGAGGGUGUGCAAAAGGGACCGAGGUGGGUGGCAUUAGCCCGAGACUUGCAGCGGUGGGCGGGGGCGGAGGGUGUUGGUGGUCGGGAUAGAAACGCCAGGAGUGCUCGGGGUGGCUCAGGAACCCCCCCCCCCCAGGCCAAGUUUGAGCCAGCGGGAGGCUCUCGGGGGGGCCAAACCGAGGGGACCCGACCUGGCAAAGUGUAAAGUUAGUUUUUUUUUUUAUUGGGGGGUGCAAAGGGCACAAAGGAGCGGGCAGGGGUGCAGACAGCCCGCGGGGACCGCGGCCCCGGCCCGGAGGCGGGCAGGACGAGGGAGGGGUGCGGGAGGAGGGGGCGGCGGGAGGGGCGCAGGGCAGGGUCGCGGGGAGUUCCGGAGCGGGCGGGGUGGGGGAGGGCGGCGGCGAGCGGGCGCGGGGAGGGAGGGAGGAGGCCGCGCGGCGGCGGCGGCUGCGCCGGGCUCCGGGUCGCUGUGGGCGCCGCGGGAAGAUGCGGCUGAAGCUCGGCUUCCUGGUGCGCAGUUUGCUGCUGCUGGGCGGCUUCCUGGGGCUGCUGGUGCUCUGGUCGUCGCUGUCGCUGCGGCCCGACGAGCCGAGCCCGAUCAGGGAAGACAGAGGCUUCGCUGGCCCCGUCCCUAACCGAGGCGGCAAUGCGCUAGCUCCCGGGGACGACAGAUUCAAGCCUGUGGUGCCCUGGCCUCACGUCGAAGGGAUAGAAGUGGACUUAGAGUCGAUCCGAAGAAAGAACAAGGCCAGAAAUGAGCAAGAGCGCCACGCCGGCGGAGACGAGCAGAGAGAUGUCAUGCAGAGGCAGUACCUCACGUUCAAGCCUCAGACUGUCACCUACCCGGAGCCCGUGCUGCGCCCAGGAGUCCUCGGGAACUUCGAGCCCAAAGAACCAGAACCACAAGGAGUCAUUGGGGGGCCCGGGGAGCACGCCAAGCCUUUGGAACUGGGGCCGGAAUACAAGCCGGCCGUUCAAGCCAGCAUUAAAGAAUUCGGGUUCAACAUGGUGGCCAGCGACAUGAUCUCCCUGGACCGGACCAUCAAUGACUUACGCCAAGAAGAAUGCAAGUACUGGCAUUAUGAUGAAAACCUGCUCACGUCCAGUGUUAUCAUUGUCUUCCACAACGAAGGAUGGUCAACCCUCAUGAGGACAGUCCACAGUGUAAUUAAAAGGACCCCAAGGAAAUAUUUGGCAGAAAUCGUGCUAAUUGAUGAUUUCAGUAAUAAAGAACACUUGAAAGAGAAACUCGAUGAGUAUAUUAAGCGGUGGAAUGGCCUAGUGAAGGUAUUUCGAAACGAAAGGAGAGAAGGUUUAAUUCAAGCACGGAGUAUCGGUGCCCACAAAGCUAAACUCGGACAGGUUUUGAUAUACCUUGAUGCCCACUGUGAGGUGGCAGUUAACUGGUAUGCACCACUUGUAGCUCCCAUUUCUAAAGACAGAACCACUUGCACUGUGCCGCUUAUAGAUGUCAUAAAUGGCAACACAUAUCAAAUUGUACCCCAAGGGGGUGGUGACGAAGAUGGGUAUGCCCGAGGAGCAUGGGAUUGGAGUAUGCUCUGGAAACGGGUGCCUCUGACCUCUCGCGAGAAGAAAAUGAGAAAGACAAAAACUGAACCAUAUCGGUCGCCAGCCAUGGCUGGUGGGUUAUUUGCCAUUGAACGAGACUUCUUCUUUGAACUGGGUCUCUACGACCCAGGCCUUCAGAUUUGGGGUGGUGAAAACUUUGAGAUCUCAUACAAGAUAUGGCAAUGCGGUGGCAAAUUACUCUUUGUCCCUUGUUCCCGAGUCGGACACAUCUACCGCCUCUCCGGUUGGCAAGGGAACCCUCCCCCCGUUUAUGUGGGGUCCUCGCCAACAAUAAAGAAUUAUGUUAGAGUGGUGGAGGUGUGGUGGGAUGAAUACAAAGACUACUUCUACGCAAGCCGUCCCGAGUCAAAGGCAUUAGCCUAUGGGGAUAUAUCGGAGCUGAAAAAAUUUCGGGAAGAUCACAACUGCAAAAGCUUCAAAUGGUUCAUGGAAGAAAUAGCUUAUGAUAUCACCUCCCACUACCCUUUGCCCCCCAAAAAUGUUGACUGGGGAGAAAUCAGAGGCUUGGAAACCGCUUACUGCAUCGAUAGUAUGGGGAAAACUAACGGAGGCUUCGUGGAGCUCGGACCCUGCCAUCGGAUGGGAGGAAAUCAGCUUUUCCGAAUCAAUGAAGCUAAUCAACUCAUGCAGUAUGACCAGUGUUUGACCAUUGGACCUGAUGGGUCAAAAAUUAUGAUUACACACUGUAAUCUAAAUGAAUUCAAGGAAUGGCAGUAUUUUAAGAGCCUGUUCAGAUUCACCCACAUCCCUACUGGAAGGUGCCUCGAUCGCUCCGACGUCCUCCAUCAAGUUUUCAUCUCUAAUUGCGAUGACAGUAAAACGAGUCAGAAGUGGGAAAUGAAUAACAUCCACGGCAUUUAGGAAGAACGGAAGAGAGCCACACCUACCUACUAACCCACACAAGACUGACCCCCGCCUGAAACCUGCUGCAAUCCUCACUGACUCUGUACAGUUCCACACCCACAACCUCCCGGUCUGAAGGACAUUGAUAAACUGUGAUGUUACAAUAAUAACGUUAUCAUCUGCAGUUACUGUUUACAAAACUGCUUUUUACCUUAAACUUUGUAGAUGUUUACAUCCUUUCGUGUUUCGUUUUAAGAUGCUGUUGGUAAUUUGUGCAUUUGGCUCUGUUUUAUUAGGAACGGGGUUAAAUUCGUUGUCUUCUUCGGGAUUACACUCAGGGGUCUGAAAGGCAGUUUGAUUUUUUUUUUUUUAAACACACUUGAAAAAAAAAAGGUUGGAUGAACCAGAUGUCAUGUAUAAUUUGGUGAUUAUCAACCUGUUGUGUCUCUUAUUUAAUUUGACAUCAGUUCAGAGCACUGCCCCAGGUUUUCAGCCGUGGUGGCCUUUCUUCACAGUCAUGCUGCUUUUUUGAAAGGUGAAUUUCAACACAUUUAGUGCCUCUUUCAUUUCUCAGUAUAGAUUUCAAGAGCUUUUGAUGCAAUUUCUAGGUGGUUUUAAUGGAGUCGUCAACUGUAUGAGAGAUACUUUGAUUUACUCAGACAUGAAUACUUAUAUGCUACCAUUUGUUCUGACAUUGAAUGUUGUAUGGGUUGAAAAAAAUAUGACAACAGAGACCAUCUGGAGGCUUAUUCCAGAGGGCUUGAAGAUGAUGUGACAUUAAUUCCCUUACUUGCUGGUGUUCCCAAUCCCCUCAGCUGAUACCAGUCCCUAAGAUAGCGAAGUGAUUCAUCACCUAGAGAAAAAUUGUCCACUCUACUUGGAAUCUAUUUUUCCUCAAUACCUAUCAAAGGACUGGAGAGAUAGCACAGUGGGUAGGGCGUUUGCCUUGCACGCAACCGCCCCUCGGAAAUCCCGGCAAGCUAUCGAGAGUAUCCUGCCCACACGGCAGAGCCUGGCAAGCUACCCAUGGAGUCUUUGAUAUGCCAAAAACAGUAACAAGUCUCACCAUGGAGACGUUACUGGUGCCCACUCGAGCAAAUCGUUGAACAACAAUAAACGACAGUGCUACAGUGCUACAGUGCUACCUAUCAAAGUGGGUUAACGAAAACAACAAAACACCACAUCAAAGAGACCUUCUAGCAAUUAGAAAAAAAAUUUUUUUUUUUUAAUUUUACCUCUUAUGGCUGGAGUCAUUGUACAUGAGUGACACUUGUCUUGUACACAAGUCACCAGUGUUCAAUCCAUAUAAGGUCCUCAAGCCCGCCAGGAAUAAACUCAGGAGUAAGCCCUGAGCACUGCCAGGUAUGGACCAUAAAACAAAGAAGCUGGUGGGGGUUGGGGUGAGAGGGUAAAAAUACCUUCUUCUGACUAAGGUCAGAAUUUCCAAGCCCUUAUUAGACUAAGCUUUACAAAAUUCCUGCGCAUUAUAACCUAAGCUGUGCAACUGCUGAAGACUGGAUGUUUUAUUUCAACCUUUACACAUAAAAUGAAAUUCCCUGCACAUUUAAAAUAUUUCUAAGCGUUAUUUAAAAAUUGUUAAUUAGCAAAGCAGAAUUACUUUGUUAGAGUGGAUAUUCAUUCUCUAGUGUUUUUUAAUUCUUUUUUUUAAGGAACCAUAUUUCUGUAUUUUUUUUUCAGUGAAAAGAUGACUUAACCUAUAUUUAAACAUUCAUUAAGAGACUACCUUUUAUACAAAAAGCAAAUAUUACACAAAAUGGUCAGAGAAGAUAUGAAUUUCUAAAUAGUGCUUUAUUUCCCUCAAAUAUUCAAAUGCAACAUUGAGUGCAAACAAAGAAAGUGAGAAGGUGGGGAAUGGCAAGUAAUUAGGCAUUUUUUUAAAUCUUGAAUCAUGAUAUCGUUAUAAUAAAAGGAAUUCACAGACAGCUACCGGAGGGAAAUAUUUUUAAUUAAAGCUUUAAAAAAAAAAUAAGACCUACAUUUCUUUAAAAGAAAAGCCUACAAACUUGUCUCUCUCAUGCUUAGCUCUUAAAGUUGGGGAGUUAAUCCUAAAUAGUUCUCUUGAUAAUUCUGAUUUUUCAGUUUGUAUUUUGCUAUUGAUCUGUGAUCAACCAUUUUAACUUAAAUUCAUCAAUAGGGGUGUUUAAAAAGGAAUUCAUUUAUAUGCUUCUAUGAUUGCAAAAUAAAUCAACUGAAAAAAGAAACAAAAUACUGGUACUUUAGUUACUUGUUUUUGCAAAUAGAUUCCAUUUUCCUUGUUGAAUAGAUAAUAAUCUUGUUAACUAUGCAUAGUCGUAAGAAAGGUGGCACCAAACUGUGCAUGUAAAUUUUAAAUGGGUAUUUUGUGCAAUUCAUUAAUGUAAUCUAUGACAAUGAUUCUCUAUAUUGAAAUUAGAAACCGUACCAAACACAAAAAACAUCAGAAGCUGCUGCCAUAAUGACUAUUUUCUACUGUAGGCUGCUUUGGAAAUAAUUCCCAUAUUCUUGCUUUGUAAAUUGAUACUAUCACUAUGCAUUUCUACACAUUUUAUAAAUUUGAUUUAUGCAGAUUUUGAUACACUGUAUGUUUCUGUAGAAAUUGUAUAAAUCUUCAAAAUUUUAUUAGGGAUCAAUUUGAGAAGUUUAUGUAUAUCUUAAUUCUGGGUUGCUUGUUUUUUAGGUGAAAAAAAUAAAAUACUGUAUUUUAA